CACGUCAACAGCUACUUGUCGUCUCUGUCAGUUGUCUAAGAUACAGUUCAUUACAGACGGAUAGUUCAAAGUGCUCACAUUCAAAAUCAGACAGUUUUGGGACAAAACAAAGUGACGAGAUUAAGGAGUUACCGGCUUUGUGUGGGAAAUAGUCUUGGAUGACAGCAGCAAAAAUUCGUGGAAAUAUGCCCCACGAAGAAAACUCCAUCGCUGGUCAGCUGGUCGAAAGAAAACCGAUAAAAUAACCUGGACUUGACUUGAGGCGACCUCACCUCUUUUGCUGACAUUAUUAACAUGUGCAUUUCUUUAAAGAAAACAGUAAUCAGGAAUUUAUAUUUCUCUAACCGUGUCAGAAAUUAAACCUGGGGAAAACUAGAGCACAGCCCCUUCUGUAACUCGGGGAGACGCCGAUUUUGUGCGCGUCUCUUUGACGCGGCCCGUAACGUAAGACAGGGUCUUCCCAGCCGGUAGAGGGCAGUAAGUUUCGGAAAUGGGGGUAUAUUCUUGCAGCCGCACCGCCAGGACUCUUUCUGUCGCUCGGCCGUUUUAAUCCGGCUCCAGUUUCCAGGUAAAGCGCAGCUGUCGAGUGGGAGCGGAGGCGCUGGAGCCGGGGCCUGGGAGAGUCUGAGUGCGCCGCGGUGUCGAAUAGGGGGCGCAGCCGAGGACAUGCGACUUCCCGCCGGCGAGGGCUGCAAGACAACACUGACCUCCGGGGCAGCCAGAGCGGGUUACAGACACGACCCAGUCCGCGGACUGCGGGAGCCUCGGGAUUAGUUUUCUUGGCGAGGGGGAAGAUCGGGUUGUGUUACUCCGGCCCUGCUCCCGGGACACAGGUAUUUUGAGCGAGGUUGGUCGGACCUCGGAAGGCACCGUGCGCCUGGUAACCCCGAGCAGGAGACCGAGAGCCCCGGCUUGUCGGCUCUGCCAGACCCCGGUCUCCAGCAUUUCAUUACCAUUCCUCCUGGAGGAGCAGACAGCGGGGGAGGAGUGUGCCACAAAUAAAUACGGGACCUGGGGAAAGAAAAGAAAAUACGGCCGAGCUGUGACCAUCAUCACACCCUUAGUCGCUGAUGGAGACGUCUUCAGCAUUCGGACUCUGCAAAAGCCAAUGUAUUGCAACCGUGAAAGCCCAGGAGGUCAGAGGUGGACAGAAGGAGCCCAGGCUCCUCUCCCUCAUCGAGGCCGCAGGGGAGUACAAGUUAGAUGUUUUAGCAAAUCCCGAAGCAGUGGUGAACUGUCCCGUACCUCAGCUCUCCAUACCGAUCAACAGUCGCUUUCACCUGGUGCAAGAAGCAGAGGAGGCACUUCUCAUUGACAUCCCAGUGAAUUCCUCGUGUCGGAUCCGGGUGCGAGGGGAGCGUGCUCCAGAGCUGCUGCUGGAGCUGCCGGACGAUGACCGGAGCCAGGCCUUCCUGUCGCAGGUCAAAGCGGUCAAGCAGCAAGUGGUCUCCAGGAGCCAGCCCCCAGUGAAGAUGGACCCCUCCGCUCCAGUAUCAGAUAAGGUCCAGGUGCCCAGGCCUGCUCAGAACAACACUAACAGACUGGCCAGCGUACAGCCCGCUGCGCCCAGCACCCACGGCGUGAGGACCACCAAUUCACUGCCUCACAAACCUGACCCCUUCACCACAGAUCCCCGAGGUCCCUCUCAAUCCCUGGCGUCCGAUUUCGGCUUCGAAGAGAGUUUUGCGACCGCGUUGAAGAUGGAGGAGAAGAACAAUCAGCAGAACCGCCUGGGCGCCCCCCGGGAACCCCCCCCAGUCCCGCCCCUCCCGCCGCGGAGGAGCUCCAACCCUCCGAGCUCCGGCCCGGCCCCCAGGGACAGACCUCAGCCUGCGCAAGCGAGAGAUGGGCCCCCUGGGAACGCUGCGAGCAAGGACAGUUCCAGGUUCCCAGGUGAGAGGUCGCAGGCGUGGAAUGACAGCCCCACCCACAUGUCCAGCACCAUGCGGCACAUGUUUACCAGCUCCGCGGGGCAACGGGAGGGCCUGAUCAAGCACCGGCUGGUGAAGAAGGAGAAGGAGUAUGUGGACUUUCAGAACUUCAGUUUCCAGGAGCUGGACCUCAGCACAGAGGCCUUCUUGUAUUUAGACUCUUCCAAAGAACAGCCCUGGGUGGACUCAGUGGAGAGGAGCUUGCACCCAAAAGCCAAGUACAAAAGAAUCCGCCAGAUCCGCCUGGUGGGAAUGAUGCUGUUGAUCUACAGCAAGAAGGAGCACAAGAACCACAUCCGAGAGGUGGUGGUCGAGUCUGUGGGAACUGGCAUUAUGGGGAAAAUGGGCAACAAAGGGGGCGUGGCGGUGAGGUUCGUGUUCCACAACACCAGCUUCUGCAUCGUGAACUCGCACCUGGCGGCCCACGUGGAAGACUUCGAGCGCCGCAACCAGGACUACAAGGACAUCUGCGCCAGAAUGAGCUUUCACCUCCAGGACUGCCCGCCGUGUAGCAUCGUGAAGCACGACGUGGUGAUCUGGCUGGGCGACCUCAACUACCGGCUCUUUCUGUACGAUGCAGCUGAAGUUAAAGCACUAAUUGCACAGAGGGAUUUAAAGAAGCUGCAGGAAUACGACCAGCUCAAUAUCCAAAGACAGACGAAGAGAGCUUUCACCGACUUCCUGGAGGGAGAGAUCAAAUUCAUACCGACGUACAAAUACGAUGCCAAAACGGACAGAUGGGACUCCAGUGGGAAGUGCCGCGUGCCGGCCUGGUGUGACCGGAUCCUGUGGAGGGGGAGCAGCGUGACGCAGCUCCAGUACCGGAGCCACAUGGAGCUGCAGACCAGCGACCACAAGCCCGUCAGCUCGCUCUUCAACGUCGGGGUGAAGGUGGUGAACGAGCAGCGCCACAAGAAGGUCUUUGAAGAGAUCGUGCGCUUGCUGGACAGGAUGGAGAACGACUUCCUGCCGUCCUUAUCGCUGAGUCGGAGGGAGUUCGUGUUCGAGAGCGUGAAGUUCCGGCAGCUGCAGAAGCAGCCCUUCCUCAUCACCAACGACGGCCAGGUCCCCUGUCAGUUCGCCUUCAUCCCCAAGCUGAACGACACGCAGUACUGCAAGCCCUGGCUGCGGGCGGACCCCUGCGACGGCAUCCUGGAGCCCAACGAGACGCUGGAGAUCUUCCUGGAGGUGUACGUCAGCAAGGACUCGGUGACCAUGCUGAACUCCGGCGAGGACACCAUCGAGGACAUCCUGGUGCUGCACCUGGACCGCGGGAAGGACUACUUCAUCACCAUCGGGGGCAACUACCUGCCCAGCUGCUUCGGCACCUCGCUGGAGACGCUGUGCCGCAUGAGGAAGCCCAUCCGAGAGAUCCCCAUCACCAAGCUCAUCGACCUGGGAGAAGAUAGCUGUCUGGAGAAGGAGAGGACUCGAGUCAGCCACCUCCUCGUGGACAACGCCGAGACGGAAGACAAGCCACUGAAGAUUCCCAAGGAAGUGUGGCUGCUUGUAGACCAUCUGUUCACCAAGGCCUGUCAACAGGAGGAUCUCUUCCAGACGCCUGGGAUGCAGGAAGAACUGCAGAACAUCAUUGAUUGUCUAGACACCAGCAUUCCCGACACCAUCCCUGGCAGCAACCACUCGGUGGCCGAGGCCCUGCUCAUUUUCCUGGAGGCCCUGCCGGAGCCGGUGGUCUGUUACGAGCUGUACCAGCGGUGCCUGGACUGCUCCCACGACAGCCGUUUCUGCCGCCAGCUGAUCUCCCAGCUGCCUCGAGCUCACCGCAAUGUUUUCCGGUACCUCCUGGCGUUCCUGCGAGAGCUGCUGAAGUACUCGCAGCACAACAACCUCACUGCCAGUCUGAUCGCCACGCUGUUUGCCAGUCUUCUCAUCCGGCCUCCCCCGAACCUCAUAGGCAAGCAGACGCAGCAGGACCGUCAGAAAGCCAUAGACUUCAUCCUGGGCUUUCUCAUGGGCGGCGACGACGAGUGAGGGCGCCUGGGGUCGGGGGUCACCCCCAGCCUCCGUGCAGCGGCAGCGGCGCCGUGGUGGAGCGGAGCUGGGCGAAGGCCAGCCGGCUGCCGCUGGGGCCUGCUGGUCGUGGGCCGGGCACUGGGCAGGGAACCGCAGAGCAGGAAGAAGGCUGGGUCCCCCUCUCCACACACGUACCCCUGUAUGGUCCCAACAUGACCGCUGUGGUGCACCUGGAGACGACGUAGCGCCCCGAUUCUCAUCCGUUCCACUCCGGCAGCAUUACUUCCACUGUUCCUGGUCUCUCCCUGCUCCCUGAGGCCUGUUUCUCAAUGCUAGGUGACCAUCCACAGUUUAAACAGCCACCGGAGCCUAUAAAGGUUUUAAAUCAAUGCCAUUGCAUUGCCACCUUUAUACAGAGCUGUGGCAGUGGUUUGCAUCACUUCGAAACCUCAAACACUUCCCCUGUCCUUGGAGUCAAAUCCGCUCGAUUGCAUUAAAUCCAUCUUCCCAGUUCUGUGUGGAAGGAUGGGUGCCCAUUUUGUGCCAAAGGUUCCUGAUCUGUUGAGUCUGAAUGUGUAUAUAAAUGCCCAUAAGUAAAAACACCAUAAUAUUACACUAAAGCCAUCACACUAAAGCUGGUGCCUUCUGCACCGAGGGUUCGUGCUGCUCAUCUGUAUCGGGGUGCAGAAAAACUGAGUUUCUCGAAGAACUCGAAGGAACUGCCUGUGGUCCAGCUGAGCCGGCCUUGGACAGUAGCGAGGAAACCUUCCUGGAAAAAAAAACAAACGUGGAGAAUAAACUUUGGUCUUGAGGCCCUUAGAAGAAAUCGAGACAAUCAUCUAGCGCCUGUGCAGCGAGACUCCUUGAAAGCCGCCCACCACAGAGCUGGUCUGGGCGAGAGCCGCCAGGAGCUCCUCCCAGUCCGUCGUUUCCACCCGGCCCGCUCCUCCUCUCCCGCGUCCCGUGGGUCUCGCUGAGCUGUUUCGUGUGUCGUGCUGCUGUGGAUGUGGGGAGGGUGGCUGUUCCUGUCGCACUGCUGCUCAAGAAGAGGGGAGUGAGGUUCUGGGAGAGCAAAGCCGAGCGCCGGGGCGUUGGCUCGACGGCCGCAUUGCGAUUGCUCCGCAGAGAGCGCAGCUGUCCUGUGACUCUCCCCUGUGCUCCAGCCUCACUCUUCACGACGUCACCAUUCCUGAAGCCUCCCGCCCACGUCUUUCUCGGAAUAUUUCCAUUCCAGCUUUCUGGAAAGAUGGUUGCUGAAGACCUGCCCCGUGGCGUCGACGUCUUAAUCUCUGCUGCAGCCAGAGCAGCUGUUUCCUUGUCCUGCAGUGUGCUGUUGGACUGUGUUGUCACACUGUUCUGUGGUGCAAGAAUGUUUUCUGUGUAUAUGUAUGUCUUUGGGACUGAGUGGCGUGUAGAUGGUACGAUAAAAACAUUUCGUU
Lepisosteus oculatus (spotted gar) is the source of this 5344-nucleotide messenger RNA. Lineage: Eukaryota; Metazoa; Chordata; Actinopteri; Semionotiformes; Lepisosteidae. The record is from RefSeq and is a predicted model, not a curated record.